Molecule: messenger RNA, 807 nt
Organism: Diospyros lotus (date-plum)
Lineage: Eukaryota; Viridiplantae; Streptophyta; Magnoliopsida; Ericales; Ebenaceae
Product: sigma factor binding protein 1, chloroplastic-like
Exons: 1
Coding region: 236-664 (142 amino acids)
Source: RefSeq, a predicted model, not a curated record
CGUUGAAGUUGGGACUAGCGUUAAUACAUAUGCCCAUCUCCAGUUUGUUUCCAUCAACUCUUAUCAAUCCCCCUCCAGUUUUCUCCCCCAUUUUCCUCUCUUAUCUUCUUUCCUUUCCUUUCCUUUCCUUUCCUAUAUUUUUCUUUUUCUUUUUCUUUCCCGGAAAUUUCCCCUGAAAAUCCACCUUUUGUGCCCCUCAAUUUCAUGCGCUCUCUUCCUCUCUUUCUCUGUAAACAUGGAUAAAUCGCUGAGUGUCCAUGGCAAGAAGGCACCAAAGCAUCCCAAAACCAAGAAAAAGCCAGUCAAGGUCGUGUACAUCUCCAACCCCAUGAUGGUCAAGACCACGGCUUCCGAGUUCAGAGCUCUGGUCCAGGAACUCACCGGCCAAGAAGCCGGCGGCACGCCGGACUUCUGUAAAUACCGGCAGAUCGGCUCCGGCUGUGGCGGCCGCCGCCGGUUGGCCAUGAGUACUGAUAAAGAUGCAGUGCAGGUCCCAACUGUGGAACUGGAACCUCAUGCUGUUGAGGUUCCAGAAAGGUCCGAUCUUACAGUUGAAGAUCAGCACGAUGAUGUUUUCGUGCCCCAAAUGCUGGAAGAUUUUGGUGGGUUUUUCCCGUCAAACAUGUUUGAGUUUCCUCAUGUCGCCGGUUUGCUCGAAAGCUAAGAUGCAGUUAUUGAUUGCUAAGUUGUAAGCUUUGUUAAGGCGCCUAUGGUUACUAUAGCUAGGGUUUAAUCUUGUUUCUGUAUCUAUUUGUUUCACUGUGUGUGUAUCUUCUUUACUUAUAUAUAUGCUUUAACUGAAUCUAA